AUGCUGACGGCUUUGGGUGGGGGCGAAGGGGCCGGAGGAGGAGCGGGACGCGGGGACCGGUGGAGGGGCGCAGUCCUCACCCCCGCGCGGAUCAUGCUCGCCUUAAUGCUGCUUUGGCUGGGGGUGCUGCGGGCGGAAUCUGGAACCCACACCGCGGUGAUCAACCCCCAGGACCCCACGCUGCUCAUUGGCUCCUCGCUCCGGGCCACCUGCUCCGUGAGCGGCGACGCACCAGCAGCCGAAGGGCUCUACUGGACCCUGAAUGGCCGGCGCCUUCCCACCGAGCUCUACCAGGUCCUCAACGCCACCACCCUGGCCCUGGUCCUAACCAACCUCAACGGCUCCAAGCAGCAGUCAGGUGACAACCUGGUGUGCCACAGCCCCGACGGCAGCAUCCUCGCCGGCUCCUGUCUCUACGUUGGCUUACCCCCAGAGAAGCCGGUGAACAUCAGUUGCUGGUCCAAGAAUAUGAAAGAUUUGACCUGCCGCUGGGCUCCAGGAGCUGAGGGGGAAACCUUCUUACACACCAACUACACUCUCAAGUACAAGCUACGGUGGUACGGGCGGGACAAUACGUGCCAGGAGUACCACACAGUGGGGCCUUACUCCUGCCACAUUCCCAAGGACCUGGCUCUCUUCACGCCCUACGAGAUCUGGGUCGAAGCCUCUAACCGGCUGGGCUCAGCCAAGUCUGAGGUGGUCACUCUGGACAUACUGGAUGUGGUGACCACGGACCCCCCAUCUGAUGUCCACGUUAGCCGUGUGGGAGAUCUGGAAGACCAGCUGAGUGUGCGCUGGAGCUCUCCACCAGCUCUCAAGGACUUCCUGUUCCAGGCCAAGUACCAGAUCCGCUACCGGGUGGAGGACAGUGUGGAGUGGAAGUUGGUAGAUGACGUGAGCAACCAGACCUCAUGCCGCCUGGCCGGCCUGAAGCCGGGCACGGUCUACUUCGUGCAGGUCCGCUGCAAUCCCUUCGGCAUCUACGGCUCCAAGAAGGCGGGGAUCUGGAGCGAGUGGAGCCAUCCCACGGCCGCCUCCACGCCCCGCAGCGAGAGGCUGGGUGGGGCAUGCGACCCCAGGAGUGGGGAGCAGAAUUCGACUCGGCGGGAGCUGAAGCAGUUCCUGGGCUGGCUGAAGAAGCAUGCCUACUGUUCCAACCUCAGCUUCCGACUCUAUGACCAGUGGCGUGCCUGGAUGCAGAAGUCUCACAAGACCCGCAACCAGCACAGGACGAGGGGCUCCUGCCCUCGGGCGGAAGGAGUGCGGCGAGAGGUUCUUCCCGGAGAUAAACUCUAGCUCGCCGGGGGCUGAGGCGGGAGAGGCUCCCUCCUGUGUUGCCCCCACCCCCGCCCCCCC
Tachyglossus aculeatus (Australian echidna) is the source of this 1356-nucleotide messenger RNA. RefSeq names its product cytokine receptor like factor 1 (gene CRLF1). Gene Ontology annotation, cellular component: external side of plasma membrane. The record is from RefSeq and is a predicted model, not a curated record. Lineage: Eukaryota; Metazoa; Chordata; Mammalia; Monotremata; Tachyglossidae. Bases 1 to 1296 code for a protein of 431 amino acids. Gene Ontology annotation, biological process: cytokine-mediated signaling pathway. Gene Ontology annotation, molecular function: cytokine receptor activity; protein binding. The transcript is spliced from 9 exons.